AUGCUUUCUCAUUCUUCGGAUCCGCACGCAAUCAAAAUGGCAAAUCGACUGAUCAAUGAUGAAGUAAAGAUUGCUUUCUUCUCCAAACAUGGCGCCGACGCCAAACCUGUCUCAAAUGAGACGAUGGGCGUCAUUGUCAAUGGCAUUCGUACCGGUAUUCAGCGUUGUGUAGACCGAAAAAAGGAUGUAGAUAUGUUCUGUUGCCUGCAGGGAGAUCGGUACAUUCCCAAUGCGCGUCCAAUUCUUUUGUACGACCUGGAUGCGACCAUGGUUUCUGCUGCCAAUGGACAUCUUCGGUUUUUGACGAACCAAGGAGGCCACAUCCUCAACGUUAUCGUCAGCGGCGGGGCCAACAGUUUUGAAAUGGGGCGUGAUGUUCCUCGGUCGGCUGGCCAUGCUGGAGUUCCCCAUGCUGUUGCCCCCCCAGCCCCUGCUCCCCCAGCCCCUGCUGCUGCUGCUUCCAAACCAAAAGCCAAACCGGCCAGUAAAGAGAACCGCAAACGCAACAAGAUGCGCCCUUUGCCUGAAUCUCCAAGUGAGAGCGAAGAGGAGCCCCAAGAAAUCCAGCCGCGACGCCACCGAAACCACCGCAACCAACAAUGCAAAGUGCCGCCAAAGGAUCUUCUAGACAGCUCUUCAGAUUCAUCGGAAGCCCAAGAUUUGAAGCACUUCUCCCAGCUGACUGGCCGUGGCCGCCAUAGCGGUGGCCGUAACAAUCGUUGAAAAUACCAUUGUCUAUUGAUUGACGGAGUCAGUUCGGUUGAUGUUGGAU
Messenger RNA from Seminavis robusta, 772 nucleotides. Lineage: Eukaryota; Bacillariophyta; Bacillariophyceae; Naviculales; Naviculaceae. The record is from the annotation of a GenBank genome assembly.